AUGAGACACGAACGUGUCCGGCACGGGAUUGGUGCUUGGAUGCGGCACAAGGUUCGCUUGGACAAGCUGUCUCACACGCUGCAGCAGCGUAGCAAGCUUGCGAGCCAUGGAAGAAAGGCAGGCCAAGGUGGAUUGCAUUGGAGCAGAAGCAUCAUGCACCAAGGUGUCAAGCGAGCCCACGAGGAGGAGCCCGAUACAGAUGUGCCAGUAAAGAACCGUGUGCAUGGUGGCGCGACAGAAAACACCGCUCCGUCUAGCCCCUACAGCGAUUUCAACGAUUUGCCCGAGGGCGAUUACCGCUGCGUGGUAGUUCAGACUUACAAGGUGCGGAGGGCGGGCACACUAGCCUGGGACGGACCCUGGUGGGUUGCCUUGAGCCACAGCAUUAUCCUGACCAGAGAUGGUGAGGAGCUCAAGGUCGAUUGUCAAGACCUGCAGAAGCCGGGCAGUCGAGCUGUUCAAGUGGGAGACAUUGUCUCCGUAGUUGCCAUGAGAGUCGGUCGUCAGUAG
Akanthomyces muscarius is the source of this 510-nucleotide messenger RNA. RefSeq lists its product as uncharacterized. Lineage: Eukaryota; Fungi; Ascomycota; Sordariomycetes; Hypocreales; Cordycipitaceae. The record is from RefSeq and is a predicted model, not a curated record. Bases 1 to 510 code for a protein of 169 amino acids. The transcript is spliced from 6 exons.